Molecule: messenger RNA, 2376 nt
Organism: Daldinia childiae
Lineage: Eukaryota; Fungi; Ascomycota; Sordariomycetes; Xylariales; Hypoxylaceae
Exons: 3
Coding region: 1-2376 (791 amino acids)
Source: RefSeq, a predicted model, not a curated record
AUGGCAGGUAUCGUAGGCAGCCAAAGCGACAGCACGUGCAACACGCACAACGCCCUGCGCAACAUAUCCUCGUACGCCUGCGGUGUGACUUUCGAGUUUAAGAGCACCGCGGAUCCGCCGCCGGACAUGCAUUACGGGGUGGUGUCACUGAAAGAAUGCUGCGACAUGGCGAACAGCCCCCUGAUGCGCAUACCGGGUAACACGGGCUGCGAGAUACAGUUCUGCGAGCUACCCGAGAGCACAACUUCUACUACUAUGACCGUCCAAUACGCCUACGCCACGGGUUCCGGUACCGCAGCCGCGACGCCGCCACCGUACGUCACGGAAGACGUCCGCGUCGGGCCGCCUGGCGACGUCGAGUCCUGCAUGCGCUUCGUCUACGAGCGCGACGUGCCUGAGAAUAUCGCCAAGGACAUCGCCUCCGCGGGCAACUGGUGUAUCGUUCGUAUGUACGACGACGAGCUACCCGAUUCUGAGGUAUCCGCUGCCGUAACGGCUAGCCCGGCGCCUCCGAGCUGGACGACCGCGGCGAUGGACCCGUUUGAUGUUUACUUUUCGACGAAAAGCGCUGCCGAAGCGAGCGCGACUGCGGCUCCUAAGUCGAGCGACGGGCCUAGAAUCAUAUGCGCAAGCCCUAUGACAUCAGCCAUGAGAUUAUCCGUAUUUAGCAUAGUCCUUGCCGCAGGAAUAACGCACGCCCAGUCCGAAAACGAAACCGGCGAACAUCCAGGAUGGCCGCGAUGGUGCGGAAAAGUCUACGAAGCCGGAUACCCGUCUUUCGAGCCAGGCGGUCACACGACAGAGCCAGCUCUCAUAAACCCGGACGGAUCGCCAAAUCUGUACGUGCAAUUCAAGCCACGGCAUAGCAUCUACCUAGCUGGCGAGGACAAAGGCUCCUUCGUCGUCAAGGCCGAGCUGUCGACUUGGUUUGGCGAGCCGUGGGAGAAUUCGACAACAGACGAAAAGUCGGUGACGGAACCAUCUACGGAUCUGCACUUCUCCAUCAACCUGAUAUCCAAAAGCGGCGAGGGUAAUGCGCCACUGGUCGAGGGCAGCGUGCCGAUUAAUGCGACCGGUUCAGGUUUUGAUUUUGACCUCUCCGCUUUCGAACCGCGAUUAACACCGUACGAAGUCGUGCUAGUCGGCACGUCUCGGCUUGGCGGACGUAACUAUACGGCGAACAGCUCGUUUCGGUAUCUGCCAGAUAUCGCUCCGGGAGGAAGCGCCACCAAGAUUGACAACCUGAGCGGCGGUCUACUAUUCCGCAACGCGCAGACGGGGGAUGCUUUCGUACCUCUUCUACCGUACGGGUUCUACGGCUUGUAUAACGGAUCUAACAGCACGGCCGAGAGCGACGGAUUCGUUCGCGAAUACUCCAGCGGCGGAAAAGGUCUCAACGCUAUCAUCUCGUUGGCGGGAUUUGCCGAUACCAAUCCGGUAUACGACAGCAUGGACGCAUCCACCAUGCGCUUCAUGUUCGAUCUGCGUAGCUCGUACAAAAACUUGACGGAGGUUACGCAGCGGGUGAACACUAUCAAGCAUCAUAGCUCUCUAUUUGCUUACUGGACGGCAGACGAACCCGACGGCUGGCAAGUUCCUUUUGACGUUACGCCCGCAGCUCAGGAGCUCAUCCACGGUCUAGACCCUUAUCAUCCGGUAGCGGUGACUCUCAACUGCCAAGACUAUUACUUUGGAGAGUAUUCGGCCGGGGAUAUUCUAAUGCAAGAUCCGUAUCCCAUCGCCAUCAAUAGCACAUUCUCCAAGUGGGGUACAGCAUGCAAUACGACCCUAGGAGACUGCGGGUGUGAUAACUGCGCGGGCAACCCGCAGGACGUCUCUCGCCGUCUUGAUAACCUAAUACAAUACGAACGCUGGCUGGGCCGGUGGCCGCUACCCAAGUUUCAUAACCCGCAAGCUUUCCACGGCGAGGACUACUGGGCCCGCGACCCGACACCCGCCGAAGCCUUCGUCAUGAACGCGUUAGCAUUCAAUAGAGGCGCCACCGGUAUCUUCGCCUGGACGUGGCCCACCAGCCAGGAAUUAUUCGACGCUCACUCGCGGAUGGCGGCAGCGGUUACGAGCGCCCCCGCGAGGGAUUUCUUGCUCGGUGGUCAGCCCGACGGGAAUAUUCGCAUCGACAAUCAGGAGCUGCUCGAUAUAAGCUAUUGGGUGCGGGAGACCCAAAUCAUGAUAAGCAUAGUAAACGGAGGUGCUGGCGACAUCAACGGGCCGGUCUCGAUAACGCCACCAGACCCCGGGAGGCGUAUCGCGGACGUACCAUUUGGAGACCAGUCGUGGAGCCUGGCGGAUGGUCAAUUGAUAACUGACAAGCUGUCUGCCCUGUCGGUGAGCCUUGUUAUUAUUGAUAAGGAGUAA